Eublepharis macularius is the source of this 3010-nucleotide messenger RNA. RefSeq names its product C-factor-like. The transcript is spliced from 6 exons. NCBI's taxonomy places the organism in Eukaryota, Metazoa, Chordata, Lepidosauria, Squamata, Eublepharidae. The coding region runs from base 7 to 765 and encodes 252 amino acids. The record is from RefSeq and is a predicted model, not a curated record.
UCGCGCAUGGCUCAGCUGCGCUGCCGCUCCGUGCUCAUCACGGGCUCCAGCCGGGGCAUCGGGCUGGGCCUGGUCCGGGGGCUCCUGGCCGCCUGCCCCGCGCCCGAGCUCGUCCUCGCCACCUGCCGCUACCCGGAGAAGGCGCAGGAAUUGCAGCAGCUUUGCAAAAAGUAUAACAACCUGAAAGUCCUUCAGCUUGAUGUGGUUUCCGAAAGCAGCAUCAAGAAAGUGGUCAAAGAAGUGGAAGAUAUCGUCGGGGACAAAGGAUUGAAUUGCCUGGUCAACAAUGCUGGCAUCAACGUGCUGGCCACCCUGGAAGAAGUCACAGCAGAAACGAUGCUUCGCAUCUAUGAGACAAACACGGUUGCCCAGUUGAUGGUCACUAAAGCUUUUCUCCCCCUGCUGAGGAAAGCUGCCCAGCUGAGCACCGGCAUGGGGUGUCACCGCGCGACCAUUGUCAACAUGUCCUCGAUAUCGGCAUCCAUGGAGCUUGUACAGGCCGACGACUUCCUCAUGGUGUACCCUUACAGGAUAGCAAAGACAGCGCUAAACAUGAUCACGCGAUGCCUUGCCGUUGAUUUGAAGCCAGAUGGAAUUCUGUGCAUCUCUUUGCAUCCAGGCUGGAUUGAAACAGAUAUGGGAGGGAGCCUGGCUCCCUUGAAAGUCCAAGAUGCCAUCCCAGGAAUUCUCUCUGUUCUGGCAGACCUCAGUGAAAAAGACAACGGAAGCUUUCUGAACGGCCAAGGAGGGACACUACCAUGGUAGCAGAGAGGAGUGGGUGCCGGAGACCCUAAGCACCGUAUUGCAUCUCAGCUCCGGCACAAAUGUGUUGUGAUUGCCAGCUAGUACUCCUCUUUUUUAAAAACAAAAAUGUUCUUAGCAGUACUGUAACGAAACUUGAAAGUCAACCUGUGCAUUGUUUUUAACCUACUUGACAACGGCAAAAAUCUUGUAACUUGAGGGUUUUUUUUUCUUUCUCGGAUCAGGAAAAGCCAGUGCGGAACCGUAUUUUGCAGGCAGGAUUCACCUGAGGGCCAAUUUAGAUGAGACACCACUCCAUUGCCUUAAUUUGGCUCUUGCCAUCUUGACAGAUGUACUUCACGACACACACCAAAGCACUACGAGUUGUCUACCUUGGUGGCCACACUUGGAGCUGUGCAUGUUGAUAGUUGUGCAAGGUGAUGCUUCUCAACAGAUGAAAUGGGCAUGCAUACAAAAUUCCAAGGAUCUUUCGCAGUGGGGCUGUGUGUUGUUCAGGCCUGCUAUAUAUAUGUGUGUUGUGUCCUGCUAUAUAGAUGUGGCCCCCAGGAGCGUGUAUGAGUGAGCCUACUGUUUUUCAAAAAGAGGUUAACAGACGACUGUGUCCAGUUAAGUCUGGGGGUAGUUUAGCCCUCCACAACCUGAAAUCUGGCCCUGCUAGCAUACACCUUUGGUUUUGUUUCUUGCUUCUGUGAGCAAAUGUUAGCAUAUUCGCAGCUGUCCGAAUUCCACUCCAAAGCUGCAUCAGCAGCAAAUGUCUUGCAGGCCUCCCAGAGAAUGAAUGUUUGUAUUCCCACUGGUGCUGUACAAUGAUCAGGAAGAGAGAAUAGCACUUAAGCCGGGCCAUUUUUCUCAAGAUAUCUGAACUAAGGGUUGUGGGAUUGCAUUGCCACAUUUUGUCUAGGCACAUGCCCGUCUCGUAACCUUCCUUGCUGUUGAUUGGCUUCUCCAGCCUGCACCAUUAUGGAGAUAUGGAAGAACUAGUUGAAUAAUCAUUUAAAAUCUCUUUUCUAUUGGGGAUGCUCAAACUGUCCCCAAGCACAGAGAACAUGCCCUUGAAUCAUUGUAAAUCCAGCUGGUGCUCUGUAGGCAGACAGUCGCAGGUUUAAUUCCCUGGCAGCUCAGAUCUCUGCUUGGUAGGGUUGCCAACUCGAGCUUGGGAAAUUCCUGGAGAUCUGGGGGGAGUGCAGAGUUUAAGGAGAGGAGAGAACUCAGUUGGGAUGAGUUCUCCUCCAAAUAGGGUUGCCAGCCUCCAAGUAGUGGCUGGAGAUCUCCCGGAAUUACAACUGGUCUCCAGGCCACAGAGAUCAGUUCACCUGGAGAAAAUGGCUACUUUUGGGGGUGGACUCUAUUGAAUUAUGCUAUGCCAAGGUCUUUUCCCUCCCCAAACCCUACUUUCUCCAGGUUUCUCCAGGUGUCACCCUCCACAUCUCCAGGAAUUUCCCAACUUAGAGCUGGCAACCCUACCUCCAAAGUUGCCAUUUUCUCCAGGGGACCAUCUUUGUGGUCCAGAGCUGCUUGAAAUUCUGCAAGAACUCCAGUCCCUACCUGGGGGUUGGCAACCCUACUGCUGGGAGAUCCUGGAGAGGUGCUGCCAGUUAGAGUGGGCAAUACUGUUGGUCUGACUCAACAUCAGGAAGCUUCGUAUACCUUAGUGUUAGUCAUUUCUGUGGUCACAGGGGUGGAACUGUCGUGGCCAGAUUGACUGCUGGUAAUUUCUUGUAAAAGCAUCUUCCAGAAUCUGUUUGUACCACAUGGAGGAAGAUUUUGACUGCGGGGGCCAAACGGUUUAUCUUUGGGGCCAGUGUUACACUCGUUCACAAGUUACAAUAAAAGCACACACAGUCUGUGUGCAGUGUACACUUGGAUUUUUCUUUAUACAAGCGUUGGGUAAUUCUCAUGUUACGUUCAACGCAGGCUCAGCUGAACAUGUGAUUUAAACCCUGCAUUUAUCCACAGACUGGCCCCUGGUUUCCAUUGUAAAGUGACUGCGCAUUGGUUCUUUCUUACAAACAGAUGUAUACAUGCACCUGCAGGUUGUAUGUUUGUUCACUGUAAUGGGAAGAGAGUUUUUGAAUGGGUGAUAACCCAGUAAUGGGACGCCUUUCCGUCUGUCGAAGGGGGGAGCCUUUGAAAGUACCCUGUGAUAAUGUUUCAGACAUGUAUUACUCCAGAACUGUGCUCUUCAAAUGCAUUUCUUGGAUUGUUGCACAAACCAAACUUUUAUUUUCUGCUCUGCAGGUUGUUGACA